Athene cunicularia (burrowing owl) is the source of this 2614-nucleotide messenger RNA. It is a transcript of the gene SLX4IP, whose product is annotated as SLX4 interacting protein. Lineage: Eukaryota; Metazoa; Chordata; Aves; Strigiformes; Strigidae. The transcript is spliced from 8 exons. The record is from RefSeq and is a predicted model, not a curated record. Bases 367 to 1611 code for a protein of 414 amino acids.
CGUCAGCGUACGGUUGCCCCGGCGGCCAUUUUGCGUUCGGGCAAGGUCAGUCGUUCAGCCUCUGGCCAUUUUGGAUAGGGGAGAAGAAGCUCGUGCUCGGCAGCCAUCUUACUUGGGGGCAGCGGAGCCGUUAGAACCGUUGGAGGCAGGCGCGGCACCGGCAGGAGGUGCCCACCUCUCCCCACACAUGGUAAAGACACCCAAAAUGGGCAUUGUAUGAAUAGUUUGCAGCUGUUGUGUUAGAAGCUGCUGUCUUCAAGUGGGCAUGUGUGGCAGGAUAUUUCAGAUCCUCAUCCCUGCUGGGUUCACAUUCCCUCACCACAGGAAGCUAUUUCUUUACUAAGGACCAGCUUACACUGAUCGAUCAUGGCAUCCAACAAAUUUGUCAUUAAAGAGGUCUGCAUGCUGCUAGAAGAAGUUGUUGCUUCAAGGGUCAAACACUACUUGGAAGCACCUAAACAACGUGGUCAAUGGAAAUCAAUGGAACAUGCAACAUCUGGUCCUUUGUUUCUUACCGCCAGCAGUUUUCACAUUACUGCCUACUUUAUGAAGAGAUGGGUUAAUCUCCGUUGUGCUGUAGGGAAACAUUAUCGUGAGCUACGUGUGUUUCCAGACAGAUUUAUAGUUUGUGUCAGUAAACUUGAAUCUAAUCCAAGUGCUUGGACAUGUGAAAGUGGUGUAUUGAAAGAAGAACUUUCCAAUGGGACGUCUGAAUAUUUUACUGAAUCUGCUGAGAACAAGAAGCCUAAGAUUAGUUGGAAUGAACAAAUAAAGCAAGACAUCUUGAAAGAAAUUGUGAAAAGGACAAAAACAAGGAGAAGGAGCACAAGCAAACUUCAAAUCAGGAAGGACUCCAAGGAAGUGUAUCUUGGCUCAGUGGACUCUGAGACAGGGAACAGAAAGAACGACUGUCAAACUUCUCUCAGUCCUCCAUCUGAAGUGAAAUGUAGGAGUAGAGGACUGCUGAAGGACUGCAUAAAUACAGCUGAAAGCAGCUUGGAGCUUCCUGGCUUAGAGCUGGAAAAUUAUGUUAAUCAGAGACAGCCAGAUGAUGUUAGCAGCCAGCAAAAACCUCACUCUGUGGAGUGGUUGAAGUUGAGCCUUCUAAGGGAGAACCCUCCUUGUAGCUCUGAGUCAGCACUGCUAGGUCCAAAACAAAGUCAAAGAGUGACCAAAACACAGGAUCAACAAAAGAUCUGUGGUGCAGGAGAAAAGUUAGAGCAUUUCAAAAAAGUAUCCUCUGAAGGAACUCCUUUAAUUCCUAGCAAUACAGAAAUGAGUAAGCACAAUGGUGAUUGUUUAGGUCUGUUACUGGAGGAGAAGACCCCACUUAAUUCCAGGUUGUUUUCUGAACAAGACAUAACAAAGACAGCAUCUGAUGAGGUGCCACUAACUUUGGGAAAAAACCUCUCCCGGCCUCUUUCUGUGAGGAACAGUAUAGUGCAGACAAGCCAAAAUGAGCCAAAGACAACCACCGAAGAAUUGUCUGUGAUGCCAUCAUCUCAUUUGGAACUGCAGCCUGUGUCUUCAGAGAAGCUUAUCCAAAAGAGAAAAAAAGAAGUUGAAAAUGGCCUCAGGAAGUUAAAACUGCGAAGGCUGAAGAAGUCAUAAAAUCAAGUCUGAAUUAUUACCUUGGUGGCAUGGGUGGAUGGCCACGUUUGUGUUCAGAAGCAUAUGCAAAAAUUAGGAAACUCUUCAAAAUAAUGAAAGAUAAUAAAAAUACAAAGUUAAAAUUAGAGAAAACUUUUUAAGAAAAUUUUGUUAGCGAAGUAUCUUAGUAUCUUAGGCAUUUGAAACUGUAGUGAAGAUAAUUCUGUUAAGUCUUUUAAAAUUAGAGUUUAAUAAUGUACAAACCAGGGUGGUAUUUAUAGCAAGAAAAAUAUCUUAUAAUAUUUAGUAAGCAAAAUUUUAGAUCUAUGUGUGUUUUAGUGCUACUAAAAAGUCCUAUCAGCUGAUGACAGCAACUGUUAAAACCACUUUUGUGAUCUGUUAGCAGCUGCAGUUGUCCAGUGUUAUGUUUCUGAACACAUAGUUUAUUUUAGUAAUAAUUAAUCCUUUCUGUGUUAGGAAGUUCAUGCUUUAUUCACAUGAUCUUUACAGCAGUAAGGCAAAUUGAGGUUAUUUCAAAUAAAUCUUUAACCAGGAUUUAACAUUGUUGAUAAUUUAAAGCCCACCUUUUCCGUGGGGUUUCAAAAUCACUGUGGCUUCUGCUUGGGCAGUUUUGAUAACAAACACUUAUUUCUAACUCAUGUUGUAGAUACAAGUGAUGAUGCAUUCAGUCUUUGGAAGAAUGAAGAUUGGUUUUAUACAGUCACCUGGACAUGCAAACAUUGCUGCUGGGAGAAGUUCAGACAUAAACAUGCAUACGCAUCUUCGGGCAGUCGUUUUUCAAAAUCAGGCCUUGUUUGUGUGCAAGGACAACACACUUUUUUCCAGGUAUUAGCAAUGCCCGAGUAAUUUGUUAUUUUAAGAUAGAGAUAAUUUUUAAUUGCACACUGCUUUUCCAUACCACUUUUAUAACUUAUGUGCUAAUGAGCUAAGGAAAUGCAGCUUUUAAUUCAUGCUUAUCUUUUUAAAAUUUUAAAAUAAAAUUAUAAGCGCAUUUCUUUCAUAA